GGAAGAGAGUCACCAAUUUCUUCAUCUGACGUGAGAACAAUCGGUCUGACAAUGAGAUAUAUCAAGAUGCUCAUCAUGAUGCUUAUGGUGCACAUUGCAAUGAUCCAGUUCGUUGAGUCAGCUGUUGAUACCUUCAAUGGCGAGAAAAAAUCAGUGAAGGAAAAUGAAAGAAUGGACCCGACCGAUUUAAAAGAGGAAAAAGAUGGAGCAUUUUAUGCUAAUGCCCCUAAAAUAGGUCCCGAAGUUGAUGAUCAUCGUCCGAAUCCUGAUGACCCUCGACUACGCAUUCAACCUCCCAGUGGUGUCGGCAUUCCACAACCUCCCGUGCCACACGAUCGUCUUCCGAAAACUGGCGGCCUUCCCCCACCUCCCGUAUCUCGCAGUCGUCGUCCGAAUACUGGCGGCAUUCCACAACCUCCCGUGCCUCACGAUCGUCUUCCGAAAACUGGCGGCCUUCCCCCACCUCCCGUAUCUCGCGGUCGUCGUCCGAAAACUGGCGGCAUUCCUCAACCUCCCGUAUCUCACGGUCAUCUCGCAAAUGCGUGAGAUAUAUCCUAAACCUCCUGAUGUUGACGGCGAACGUGAAACGAG
This is a messenger RNA of Schistosoma bovis, 591 nucleotides long. NCBI's taxonomy places the organism in Eukaryota, Metazoa, Platyhelminthes, Trematoda, Strigeidida, Schistosomatidae. The record is from the annotation of a GenBank genome assembly.